AUGACUAUACCAACUACUGAAAUCCCUGCCUACCAACUUUCAGGACUUGGGGGCAUCCUGGUCGGACAUGCUAUUCCUCCUAAACCAGGGGUUAGUGCUCGCGAUGAACCCCAGCCGCACACCUGGUCCUUACGUUCUGGCGUGUAUACUCCGCGUGAAUUGGUCGAAGGCUUCGCUCCCCUCUUGGAAACUGUUUUUUACCAUCUAGGCGAGGAUUCUCCAAACACGAGACCGGCCCGAGCAUCGCUACUCGACAACGUUGCCUCCAACUUGUCCACCAACACUCGGGAAUCAACCUUACCAUUCCAGGACGAUGUCACCGAUCUCUCACGCCGAGAGAUAAAAGAGCAGGCAGAACAAAUUGAUAGCACACUAGUGAACUGGGCGCGUGAUGCCCCCAAUGGCCCCUUUGAACCAAAUCUCAAUCUUCGUAGCCCGUGUGAGAAUCAUUUGCUCACGCCAGGCAAUGUCGAGCUCAUGUUUGGAAAGCGCAGUCAGCCACACCUAAUGCAGCUAUGCAAUGAAUAUCUGCACCAAAUGGUUCUACUUCGUGAUGCCCUCCUUCCCUUUCGGAACUUCGACAAGGUCCUGAUCCCCAUCAAUGGCAAAGCUGCACGGGGUAUGCGCCACCUAGAGCCUGCCCGCGAACGAUUCCUGACAACCCUAAUUACCAAGAGCGCGACUCAGUCAUCUGUAGUUGAAUUGGCUAAAGCACUCCUAGAGCCAAAUCUACCGCAGACUGACACCGGUGGUUAUGGUUUCCAGUAUGAGCAUGGUUGCAUCUUGCCAUCUUUUCUGAGCGGCGGCGAUACCCACUUCCACUUGCUAGAGUAUAUGCCGACGAAGAUCGAUCCAUUGGAAGAGAAAGUUCUAUUUGAUUAUGAGUUGUCCGAUUACUUUACUGCUCAGCGUUCUGAGAUUGCUGUUGGCUCUUUGGUUCGGGCUGAGGAUCUGCUGAGCUUCCCCUCCGAUUCCGUCUCUCCUAUUGUUCAGAAUGCUCAUGUGGCCAUCACCUCGUCGGCCAGCUCCACUAUAUUUCAGCUAAAGCUCCAGCUUGGUUUGAAUAAUGGCAAGUGCAUCGGUGUUGAUAUCGGUCAGAUCGCUCGCGGACAUCGCUACUCCUAUCAGGCACUCACCGGUGAAAGUACAGGCGUUCUGAACCAGAAUGCCAUCGUCCACCCGGCUCUUGACAUUCUCCUACAACCGGACAGUGGUCUCAUAACCGCCAAACAGGGAGGUCUUCAUGUUAUCCCGACCAUGCAGCCAAUCGUCGCACUCGCAAUUCUAGGGAAGAUAUAUCCAGAGAAUGUCGUUCUCCUACCAGAGGGUGGGGCUCUUGGCCAGACUGAGAAAUCUGGGAAAGACUUCGAGCCUAAAUUUGUUAUCUGGGGUGGUGUGAAACAGGGUGGUCUAAAGGGACAUUUUUAA
Molecule: messenger RNA, 1428 nt
Organism: Penicillium malachiteum
Lineage: Eukaryota; Fungi; Ascomycota; Eurotiomycetes; Eurotiales; Aspergillaceae
Exons: 1
Coding region: 1-1428 (475 amino acids)
Source: RefSeq, a predicted model, not a curated record